AUUCAUAUGAUAUUUAGAUGUGUGUUAAGUAAAGUAUAUAGUAAUAUAUGCCUCGUUAUAGCGUUGAGGAAUGAUCGCACUUAUUGGUCAUUGUUUCUCGGGGAAAUGAUAUUGAGACGGUAUUUCCGCCUUUGUCAAUCUUUUAGCCUGGCCAUAUUGUUUACAUUUUGAUUGUCAGACGAACAUGUUUGUAAUGUUUGGACAACAUACUAGUCUUUAAUAACAUGUGUAUGAUUUAUUUUAGUUGGACUAGAUGGGCGCCCAUUACUGUGCCAUUUGUCGGCAAACAACAUUUAACGGGAAAAAACACAUCUUCGGGAAAAAUCAUCAAAGCAGACUAAGACUUGUUCUGAUGAAAUUUAUAGAAAAGGUGAAAGAAGUCCGUCGAACACUCAAAAAACCCGAAGUGGAAAAAUGUGAUAGCACUGGGCAGAAGAAAACCUUCUGGUGUUACUGCUGUGGGCUGGAAGUGGAGCGAGAUGUUACUGAUGGUAACAUGACUGUGUUACAUGGGGGCUUGUUGGAGCACAUGGCAACACGAGAACACAAGAAGAACACUCACAAGUUCUGGUGGGAAAACAAGGCUGAUCCCAAGCUGAGAGACAAAGUCAUCAUCACACAAGAGGAGACUGAAAAGUUCAAAGCUGAGGUGGCCAAUGUUUUGGAAACAUAUGUGGAGAAGGAGGAUGAGUACAUUAAACAGCAAGCAGAGUCCAUCCGGGCCCAGGAGAGACAGCGACAAGAACUCCUCGAGUCUCUUUUAGAGCGCGAUGCAGAGUCGGAGUCGUCCAAUGGACCCAGUGGAACAGAAACAUCAACAAAGGCUAGCGUCAGCUCUCAAGGGACGUCAUGGGGUACCAACCAGCAGGCAGGAAGCAGCCGCUUUGACUCCAUGGUUGAUGCGCCCCAACAAGGCCUGACUUUUAUCGGUCAUCAGGAUUCAUCAAACAGUGGCAAUGUGCACACAGGUGCUUUGCCUCCUUGGCUCCGAGACGAUCCUCAGGAGGGUGGUUCUAAAAAGGCAGCACCUUCUGAGAUCGGACCGUCAGUCCAGGAGUUCCUCAGACAGAAGGAGCAAGAGAAGCUUAAGAAGCUCCCCCCUAACCGAGUGGGGGCCAACUUUGACCACAGCUCCCACACCGACGCUAACUGGCUGCCGUCUUUUGGUCGCGUAUGGAACAGUGGCAGACGUUGGCAGUCCAGGCACCAGUUCAGGCAGGAGGAAGGACAGAAAAACAGCGCGAAGAGGAAGAGAAAGCCUGGCGCAGAAGGAGCUAAGAAAGCGAGGAUGACAGAUGACUAAUGUCUGCUCUUUGAGAGGAGCUUCAGGUUUGCCAUUGGACAACUUCACCACACUGCUUACAUUAUGAUUUGUAGCUUAUCUACACACAACCACCAAUUUUUGCGGUUUCAAAAGCUAUUUGCUGUAAUAUAUUUGCUAACAUUUUAGUUGCUUCAGGAUGCUUACCAAUAUGUUCAGACAGAAUAAACUGGUAUAGUUUUUCCUUCACUCAAAGUACAAUUGUAGUGACUGACUGUCAUAUUUACAUCGCUGGCACAGGUGUUGUGUACCAGAAAAUGUGCUGAGGUUCAAACAAAACUAACAAGUAACAAGACCAAUUCUUUAAUGAUGUAAAUGUAAAUAGAUUGUACAGUAGUAAAGGAUGCUUAUUUUUAACCACAUUUUCCAUUUAAUUCCAAUAUCAAUGUUAGCUUGGAAAAAAUGCGUGCAAAAGACAUAUUACUUCCAAUAAAUAAAAAUACCAUUUACCAAAAAAAAAUGUUGACACCUUUCAUUCGUUUGUAUUUAAAAUUUCAGGCAUGUGAUUUUUCCGUCUAUAUUUAUCUCUGUAAAAAAUAUAUUUUCCGUUUUUGUUUGUUUUUUCCGACCUACAAUGUGUGUUAAAAUCUUGAUCCGUCUCUUUGCCAUACCUGCCAACAACUACGGUUCUCCCGUAAUGAGUAUGGUUUUUGAUAAUCCGGGGGUAAAAACUACGGUUUUCCAUUAAAAAAUGAUGAGGAGAAAAUAAUUGAUUCCAUUUUGGAACAAGGCUGUAACAUACUUACAUUUUUCAUACUGUCAUUAUGGGGUAUUGUGUGUAGAAUUUUGAGGACGAAAUAACUGAUUCUAUUUUGGAACAAGGCUGUAACAUACCUACAUUUUUCACACUGUCAUUAUGGGGUAUUGUGUGUAGAAUUUUGAGGACAAAAUAACUGAUUCCAUUUUGGAACAAGGCUGUAACAUACCUACAUUUUUCACACUGUCAUUAUGGGGUAAUGUGUGUAGAAUUUUGAGGAUGAAAUAACUGAUUCCAUUUUGGAACAAGGCUGUAACAUACCUACAUUUUUCACACUGUUAUUAUGCGAUAUUGUGUGUAGAAUUUUGAGGAGAAAAUAACUGAUUCCAUUUUGGUACAAAGCUGUAACAUACCUACAUUUUUCACACUGUUAUUAUGCGGUAUUGUGUGUGGAAUUUUGAGGAGAAAAUAACUGAUUCCAUUUUGGAACAAGGCUGUAACAUACUUAAGUUUUUCACACUGUCAUUAUGGGGUAUUGUGUGUAGAAUUUUGAGGACAAAAUGACUGAUUCCAUUUUGGAACAAGGAUGUAACAUACCUACUAUAUUUUUCACACUGUCAUUAUGGGUUAUUGUGUGUAGAAUAUCGAGGAGAAAAUAACUGAUUCCAUUUUAAUACAAGGCUGUAACAUACUGUA
Entelurus aequoreus (snake pipefish) is the source of this 2714-nucleotide messenger RNA. RefSeq names its product centrosomal AT-AC splicing factor (gene cenatac). Lineage: Eukaryota; Metazoa; Chordata; Actinopteri; Syngnathiformes; Syngnathidae. The transcript is spliced from 11 exons. The coding region runs from base 254 to 1303 and encodes 349 amino acids. The record is from RefSeq and is a predicted model, not a curated record.